Messenger RNA from Cheilinus undulatus (humphead wrasse), 756 nucleotides. It is a transcript of the gene vox, whose product is annotated as ventral homeobox. Bases 1 to 756 code for a protein of 251 amino acids. Gene Ontology annotation, biological process: regulation of transcription by RNA polymerase II; cell differentiation. The record is from RefSeq and is a predicted model, not a curated record. Gene Ontology annotation, cellular component: nucleus. The transcript has 3 exons. Lineage: Eukaryota; Metazoa; Chordata; Actinopteri; Labriformes; Labridae. Gene Ontology annotation, molecular function: DNA-binding transcription factor activity, RNA polymerase II-specific; RNA polymerase II cis-regulatory region sequence-specific DNA binding.
AUGGUCAAGUACUUUUCUGUCGACUGGCUGGCCCAGAGCCAUCAUGACACCGCGCCGAGCGAGGAGCACGGAGCUGGCACGGACACUACACCGACCUGCAGACCUCACGUCCCCUGCAUGGUGCAGCCGCGACCGCCGACGCAUGGCACGAGUUACCUGCAGCCGAAACCCAAAGCCUCAAAGCCGGUCACACUCACGCAGGGCAGCGUGCAGCAGGAGUCCGGCCUGAUGAGCUCACCUUUACACUCUGGAAACUGCACCUCUCCCAUUUCAGAAACAAGCGGCUAUUCCUCUGGGUAUGAGAGCGAGGCUGCCUCCUCUGAGUGUCCCUCCCUGGAUGAGGGGAGCGAGGCGGACAGGGACGCACCGCUGCGCCGCGUACGCACAAAGUUCACCAACGAGCAGAUCAGCAAACUGGAGAAAAUCUUCACCAAGCACAAAUACCUGGACGCAGGAGAGAGAGUGAAGACAGCACAGAAGCUGAACCUCACAGAAACACAGGUGAGAACCUGGUUCCAGAACAGAAGGAUGAAGCUUAAACGGGAGGUGCAGGACUAUCUAACCCCCCAGGUCCCCCCAGUGAUGUUCCAGGCCCUGGCCCCUGUCCAGUACCACAGCAUGCCCGUGCAGCGGCCCCACUACCCCGCAACUGGACCAGGCUUCUACCCACUCCCUGUCCCACAGCUGGUCCUCCAGUCUCAGAUGCCUCCUCGCCACCUUCCUCAUCAUGUCGUCCCAAGCCAACGUUUCUACUAA